Messenger RNA from Glycine soja, 1015 nucleotides. RefSeq lists its product as uncharacterized. The coding region runs from base 133 to 615 and encodes 160 amino acids. The transcript has a single exon. Lineage: Eukaryota; Viridiplantae; Streptophyta; Magnoliopsida; Fabales; Fabaceae. The record is from RefSeq and is a predicted model, not a curated record.
CCAAAAAACAAGAACAGAUCUGUGUUCAACUUUUUCCUCAUAAAUAAAUAAAUACCCUUACCCUACCUUCUUCUUCAACUUGUCUCUUCACCCUCCUUCUAUCUUUCUGUGCUUCAAUUCUCUCUUCCACAGAUGGGCGUUGCCGUUCUUUACCCUCAAGAUUCUCUCCCACACAAACCAUCUACUCAUUACCAGACCAUAAUCCCUCACUUUCCCAGCAUGAACCCCAAGUCUCAUCGGACUUCCCGAAACCGUAAGAAGCGGCCCGUUCCCGGCCCAGCUCGGCCCACAACAUCCUCGAAAUCCCAAGUCAACAACAAGCCGCCGCAGCAGCUUGUCAUGGGUCAGGUCAAAAUACUCAAACGCGGCGAACUGCUGUCCCAAACGACGCCGGAUCCACAGCCGCAGACGGAAUCCGUCGAGAAGAAGACGGAAACCGUUGUAAAAAAGGGCUUAACUUCAACUGUAGAGGGUUUGUAUGCAGGCUAUUCGAUGUUGGUGAUGUCUCCACCUCCUAGCUCCGUUCCGUUACCGGCUUUCAUCACUAAGAAGUUCGCGGCCCUGAGUGAGGCCACAAGUGACUUACGGGAAAUGCUGCGACUUGAUUUUCCCUAAACCUGUGUCGGUUUGUGAAUGAACGAGGAUUUGAACGGAGGUUGUUGGUGAUUGGGGUGCUGUAGUGCUUGAUCUUCUCUUAUUUUUUCAGCGGGAAGGUCGAGUCAGGAGUGCAAAUCUCUUAUUGCUUAGCACUUUCUUCAGAUUGCCGUACAUACAUGCUACUGUUGGAAUUAGGGUUCAUACUUUUAGAUUCCUUACUUUGUGAUGCUAAUUAUUACUUUAAUGGAAUGGGCUUCUGUAUAUCUGUCUAAUGCUUUGUAAGUAUUUAGGAUAUAGAAGCACUUUCCUCCUCUCUCAACUAUGUAUUUUUAUGUCUUUUAUUAGCAUUUGUAUUUACGACUUUAUCUUUUAAUUAAUGGAAUAUGGAAUACAAGGAAGAAAGUAGUUUAUGAUUUUA